Molecule: messenger RNA, 2587 nt
Organism: Poecilia reticulata (guppy)
Lineage: Eukaryota; Metazoa; Chordata; Actinopteri; Cyprinodontiformes; Poeciliidae
Source: RefSeq, a predicted model, not a curated record
AAUUGUCUGAUAUAAAAAAUAGUUUGGUGCUUUGAGCUCUGUUCUGCCCCAGGCUGGAAGUUAGAAAUGUCUUAAUUAGUUUUAGAAAGUUCUAUAGUAUUAAUUUAUCUGUAUUUUAUUUUGAAAGAGAAUUUUGAGAUUUUAGUGCAUUGUGGGUAGCAGAGGCAGUUGCAGUUUGGAAUACCUGUUCACAGAGAGAAAGCCUGGCUGUUAAUUUUCACUCAACCUUUCAUUGAGCUUUUCUACACCACGGCUCAAAGUUGUGUCAAGAAAACGUAUUAAAGGAGCAAGACGCUCAGCUUCCUGGCUCAUGAAAUUGAGUUUGGCUUGCUGUUGAUCUACGUUAACAUACACAGAGUAUUCAACACGUAGUGAUAACAGUAUAGUGAAAAGCCAUUCACAGCAGUUGGUGGAAGAUAAAACUCAUGACACAGUGAUGGACAACUCUCAUGAGGAAAAGGCAGAAGAAAUGGCUAACUCAGAAGCUAAAGCAUCAUCUAAAGCUAGCUUGAGAUCCAAACACUCUAGCUCUAAGCAUUCAUCCWACAAGUCAUCUUCUAAGUCCAGCGUAUUUGAAGCAACUCUCUUUGCACGAGCCUCUGCUGAAGCAACAAAUGCUAAAGCUUUCUACAGUAGAAAACAAUUGGAAAUUAAAAAGCAACGAGCAAAUCUAGAGCUGGAUUUKAAGAUGCUGGAGAUAGAAAAGGAAGCUGCAGCUGCUACAGCGAGAGCAGAGGUUCUAGAAGCUGCCGCAGCUGCUGAACAAGACAAAUAAGAGAGUGUAAAGAGUGCAGUCCCACCUCAAGUCGUCAGACAACAAACCGUGGAGUAUUUGCAACACCAAGCCCAGCUAAAGUCACAUUCGUCUAAAGAAGAAAUGCCUCAGGUCGAACCAGCAUUGAAAGCAUCAUCAUUCGACCCAAGGAGAUCUGGUCAAACUCCCUCUUCAYCGGUGCUCAUGAAAAUGUAUGGAAAAGAUKAACCUUUUGACACACCAAGAGACUAUGUCAGGYCCAACAGUUACCAUGAYCCCCACCACAAUUACCCACCUAUGACUGACUUUGCUAAGUUCCUUGCACGUAGAGAGUUAAUCACWACGGGGCUCUUUAAGUUCGACGACACCCCUGAAAAUUUCAGGGCAUGGAAGUCRUCAUUUUCGAAUGCAACUGAAGACAUAGAUCUCACAUAUAGUCAAGAGUUGGAUCUCCUAGUGAAAUGGCUCGGUAAAGAGUCCUCAGAGCAUGUCAAGAGAAUCAGAGCUGUUUAUACCACUAAUCCCAAAGCUGCCCUUCAUUUAGCAUGGGACAGGUUAGAAGAAUGUUAUGCUACACCAGAAGUAGUAGAAAAUGCUUUGUUUAAAAAACUAGACAGCUUCCUUACAAAUAGAGACAAUGUAAAACUCAGGGAACUAGAAGAUUUGCUCCUAGAGCUGGAGGUUGCAAAAAAUGAAUCUUAUCUCCCAGGCCUCGCUUACCUCGACACACCACGAGGUGUUAAGCCCAUAGCGGAAAGGCUACCUCCAAGUUUGCAAGAUAAAUGGCUUCACGCAGGUUCAAAAUACAAGCAAAAAUAUCAAGUAACAUUCCCUCCCUUCUCAUAUUUUGUGAAGUUUGUCCAAGAGGAGGCAAAAGCGAGAAACGAUCCAARUUUUGUGACAUGCAACAACCAACCUUUCAACAGAGGUGAGAGACCAUCAUUUAAACAAACUGGCUACAAACCUCCUCUAACUGUAARCAGAACAGAAGUCAGUACAACCACUCUUCCUACUACGAAAGAGGAGGAUSUAACGCRUUACUGCCCAGUCCACAGGAAAUCACAUCCACUUGCAAAAUGCAGAGCUUUCCRGAUCAAACCAAUUCARGAAAGACGAAACAUACUCAAAGAACACAGACGGUGUUUUCGUUGUUGUUCUCCUAUGCACACAAUAAAGGACUGUGAUAUGAAUGUCAGUUGUGAGGAGUGCCAAAGUGAAAAACAUUGCUCUGCCAUGCACCCUGAUGUGAUUCAACAACCCCGGCCAGAAAGCACACCUGAACCAGAGCCUCAGCUCCAAGACAACACGCCACCUGAGGUAACGUCACGGUGCACUGAGAUCUGCGGUAAAGGCUGUCCCCCAUGUUCUUGCUCUAAGGUAUGCCUAGUUCGAGUGUUCCCUAAAGGUCAACCAGAACGCUCUGUCAAGAUGUAUGUGAUCCUUGACGAUCAGAGCAAAUGCUCACUGGCUCAUCCCGAAUUCUUUGAGCUGUUUGGCAUCCAGGGAAGUCAUCUGACAUACCAUUUGAGAACAUGUGCUGGUCUAACUGAAAUGUGUGGCAGGAAAACAGUCAGGUUCCUAAUAGAGCCAGUAGGUGGAGGCCCAUGUCUAGACCUCCCUCCUCUCAUUGAAUGUGAUGAGAUAGUGUUUAAUAGAGAUGAAAUACCUAUGCCUGAAGUUGCUCUGGCCCAUGCUCAUUUGAAACACCUCGCUCCUCUCACACCAAAGUAUGAUCCAGAUGCUGAGAUAGCAAUUUUACUCGGCAGAGACAUCAUACAAGUGCACAAAGCACGAAAACAAGUAAAUGGACCCCCCUGCGCUCCCUUGGUCUAA